AUGUCUGAGAUAUCGUACUUGAGUAUAAAUAACGCUCAUAACGGAAUAAUAAUCAAAAUCCCCAAACCCGUACGAUUUCAUACAUUAUCAGAAUUCAAAAAGUACAUCCAACAAUCAUAUCUGAUAGAUAGCGUUGAUAAUCUAUUUCUUUUAACUACAUUUGGAAUUAAACUUAACUAUAAUCUAAUCAAUGAGAUUGGCGAAGUGUUUGUAUACGAUAAGAGAUUAUUUACAAAUAUAGUGGAUCAAUCGCUAAUCGAUCAAUACACACAAUCAACUUUCCGUGUUAGUGAACCCACACACUCACCAUUGCUUAAAAGUAAUGUUGGCUUUUUGAAACAGAAUCUAUCUAGUAAUUUAAAGAUUAAUCAAGGGUGGGCUAGAAUAAUCACCCAAGAUGGUGAAUUAAUGGAUCAAUACUGUCGAGAGUUAAUUCAACAAAUAAAUGUCAUUUUCAAAUGUUUAAAUACAAUAUUUCAAUUUGCCACUAAUUUUACUAAUGAAAUUGAAAAGAAUUUCAGCAACUUUUUCAACUAUGUCAAGCUAAUAAACUAUAAAACCUUGCACAAAUCAUGGAUAACAAACUACAAGAACUUGAAAACUUUUCCCACUUUUAAGAUUGACAAUGAAAAUAUCAAAUUAAGUGAUUUCCUAGAAGUUGAUAGACUACAGUCAUCUGCUGAUUAUAUUGAGAAGUUUUUGCCAUUGAUUGUUAAUAAAUUAAAUGAAUUAAAACAAGUUAUAGAAACCGUAAACGAGGAGAAAUUGACCGUGGACAAGUUUAUUGAAACUUCUCGCAACGAAUCUAUAAGCAACUUUAAAAAUGUCAAUAUUCUGAACGUAUUGAGUCAAUUACAAACAGAGUCACAACAAUUGACUGAUGAUAUUGAGAACCUACACUAUAAAAAUAUGGAUGAAAUAUAUCGUUUACACAGAGAUAAGCUCUCUAUUUCAAUUUACAAUAACGCCAAGGAUAUUUACAAAAAUUUGAAUGACUUGCAACAGUUUAAGAACAAACUUACAAAAGCUAGUUUAAAGGCAUUUAAUACUAUUGCCAAUUUGCAAAUGAAAAUGGUAGGUGUUAAGACUGAGAUGAAGAAAAUAACAACUGAAGAUGAAACCGCCACCGAAGAUUCAAAAGUGGGAGAUGUGAAUUAUAAAACAAUUAGUAAUGUCAAGAAGUAUGAAGACUAUUUGUCGUUGACUAUUGAUUUACCUUUGAUAUUUGGAUUUUCGCUUAUUGAAAAAAGAAGACAAUUUGAAUGGUAUGAUUUUUACUCCAAAGGGAUUGUAAACAAUGUUAGUGAACAGUUAUCAACAAUUAUAGAACACGAAAAAGUGUUUCGUGGAAUAUGGUUAAAGAAAUUUGGUACUUUAUUGUCACUAAUAAAUGAUGAUCCUUUGACUCCUUCUCUUCCAAACAUUGAUGUCACACUUGUUGGUAAUAGGCAGAAUAAUUUCAGUAUACUUUAUGAUUUAAAAAUUGAAAGAGAUGACAUUAUCAAUUACAUUUCUUUGAUUGAAGCUACCAAUAUGUCCAAAAACUUUGUCACUUUGUUAAACAAGAAUUUUAAGGAUUUGAUAGCAUCUACCAAUAAUAUGAAAAAAGUCACCAAAGUCAUAUCAUCUCUUAGCACGUAUACCACGAAUUCAGCCGAUGAUAAACUGAAAUCAUCACACGAAGAGGGAACUGAAGAAGAAAUUGAUUUUGACUUAAACUUGAUAAAGGGAUUAAAGUCAAGAAUAAAAAAGCUAGAAAAUUUAUUACACCAACAACAGUUCAAGAAUUUAAACAACUGGCCAGUUAUUAGGAAUGUUCCUAGCAUGACUAAUGAUAACCGACAAAGUACAAUUAUUCAACCAACAGUAGUAUCACCAGCCAGAACAAACCCUACUCAAUUAUUGCUGAGGAAUCCAUCCACCACCAAGGAAAAUACAACCACAAAUAUUCAUAAUAACCAUCAACAAUCUGAAGUAUUAGAUUCAUCUGUCAUUGACAAGCAUCUUGAUAAUAUUAGAUUGAAAAAGUUGAAUAAUGAAUUGCAAACGAAAAAUACCGAGCUCACAAAUCAGAUCAAUAGUAAGAAUGAAACGAUUACACAACAACAGAAAGAGAUGGAACACAUGAAAUUGAAGACUGAAAAGAGAGUUGAUGAAUUAAUGAAAAAAUUACAAGAAAAAGAUGAGGAAUGUCAGCUGCUAAAACAAGAAAAUAAGAUAAAGUGUGAUGAAGUUGAGAAUCUCACCAAGAAACUUGAACUCAGUGAUAAUCAUAAUAAGGAAUUAGAAGCAAAAAUAACUGAAUACACUCAGAAAGCCACUUCAAAAACCAAAGAAAUUGCUGAUUUAAACAAGACAGUUUCGAAUUUGCGUUCUGAGCUAGGUGAUGCUAUGCAUAUGAAAAAUGAUCUUUUAUCGAAUCUAUCUUCCAAAGAAGCCGAGUUUACUAAAGAACGCAAUCAAUUUAACAAUGAUUUGAAAGCUUUGCAAUUGAAAUUGGAUGAAAUUAAUGAAGAUUAUGAAAAUCUUAUGGAAUUGACUCAAGCAAAACAAAAGAAACAUGAUUUGAUAAUAAAUGAUUUGAAUAAUGUGAUUAUCAAUCUAAUGAAUGAUAUUAAGAAAACAUUAUUGAGUGUUUUUGAAUAUUUUUUGGAAUACUGUUUGGUUUUAGAAUCUAUGGGGUUGUUACUAGUCAAAGAAGAUGAAAUCUACAAAAUCAAACGUGUGAAAGGAUUAAAAUCCAAGAAAUCAAUUGGUGAUGGAGAUAUGCUGAUAAUCUCCAACGGCACUCCAAGCUCUAAAGUUAUUGAGGAGAUUGAGAAUGAAAUAAACAUUGUUAAUAAUAUACCACCUAUAAGUUCUAUUUUGCCAGAUAGUUAUUCGUCUGGAACCGAGAGUGAUUCAGUGGUUGAUAGGUAUAAUGACCAAUCGAUGAAAUUAAUUUCUACAUUCAACCAAUUAUUCAAGUUCAACAAUGAAAAUGAAAAUGAAAAUAGAAUUGAUCAUAUUUUAAAUACAUUGGCAUUCAAAAACAAUGUUCAAUUACAAGAGGAUAGUAUCAAUGACACCAGAUUCUUUUUAAAUGCUAUAUCGAAAAGAUUUAGAGAUGUGGAAGGAUUUGCCAAACGUCAAGCUAAAGAUAAUAAAUUAAAGGAACAAGAACACAGAAAAUUAGUUCAUCGAUUAAAUAGCAAAAUAAGUGUGAAUGGAUUUCAGGAAAAAGAUUUAGUGCUAUUUUUACCAACUAGAAUAGAUCGACCAAAUGGUGAAAACAUACCUAGUAAUGAUAAAAUUCAACCUUGGGCUGCUUUCAAUAUUGGAGCACCACAUUAUUUUUUGAAAACUGAACAAACCAAGAAUAAAGAAUGGAUUAUAGGACGUGUCAAGAAAAUUACUGAAUAUAAGGUUACUGAAGAAAAUGUCCAAUCUUUGGAAUCUAAUCCAUUCCAAUUGAGUGUCAAUGUAACUUGGUAUUUAGUCGAAGCUGACGAAGAAUAA
Molecule: messenger RNA, 3498 nt
Organism: Candida albicans SC5314
Lineage: Eukaryota; Fungi; Ascomycota; Pichiomycetes; Serinales; Debaryomycetaceae
Product: autophagy protein
Exons: 1
Coding region: 1-3498 (1165 amino acids)
Biological process (GO): positive regulation of protein phosphorylation; autophagy of mitochondrion; autophagosome assembly
Cellular component (GO): extrinsic component of membrane; phagophore assembly site membrane; Atg1/ULK1 kinase complex
Molecular function (GO): molecular adaptor activity; protein kinase binding
Source: RefSeq, a predicted model, not a curated record